Molecule: messenger RNA, 3540 nt
Organism: Brassica napus (rape)
Lineage: Eukaryota; Viridiplantae; Streptophyta; Magnoliopsida; Brassicales; Brassicaceae
Product: probable E3 ubiquitin-protein ligase ARI11
Exons: 2
Coding region: 935-2467 (510 amino acids)
Biological process (GO): protein polyubiquitination; ubiquitin-dependent protein catabolic process; positive regulation of proteasomal ubiquitin-dependent protein catabolic process
Cellular component (GO): cytoplasm; ubiquitin ligase complex
Molecular function (GO): zinc ion binding; ubiquitin protein ligase activity; ubiquitin conjugating enzyme binding
Source: RefSeq, a predicted model, not a curated record
AAUAGUUUUUUUGUUACAAGCUUUUCAAUCACAUAUGUUUAUACAAAGUGUUGAUGUGUUAAAACUUAUAAUGAGUAAAACAACCCAUUAUUUUACAAGUCCAAUCUAGAAAGAAUACGCAUGGAUAACCAAAAAUACAAUUAACUAGUGAAAGAGGAAGGGUUUGAAAGAUGAUUUAUUCAGAUCUCUCCUCAUGCUCAUUAAGAAGGCAAAUGAACAAGCUAUUCCAUUAAUAAAUUAGGUUCGUGUGUCUUCUUCUUUGCACCAAAAAGUUUAUAUUUAAUCAUAUUUUGAUGUGUGUUCAAAAAAAAAUCAUAUUUUUAUGUAUCCAUGCCACUUCAUCUGAAUUUGAUUUGAAAAUCAAAUUCAUUCCAAGAAAUCACUUUUUAUUCUUAUUAAUCUCUUUCGUUAACCUCCAUUUACGUAUUUUAUAAGAAAGUCUACUAGUUUCAAAACCAAAUCUUGAAUAUCAUAUACAGACCUUGAAGGUUAAAUUCUAUUAACAGUAUUAACAACAACCAACAAUUGACUAGUUAAAAUCUGUAUACCCAAAAAUCCUUAAAAAAAAUCGUGGCUUUUACCUAAAUAUAAGGAUAUUUUUCAUUAGCAAAAUCUCAAAAAUGUAAUUAUAAUAGUGUUGCUUUUUAGGUACUUCUAUAUAACAUAUCAGUUACAUGUGGCAAACGGCUACUGGUUGGGACUUAUGAGUUUUCGUUAUUAGACGUUACUGAAAGCUUUAAAAGUUACACGUGUACAUAAAUGAUUGGUUCUACUACGUGGAGCCUAUAUUAAAGUGAAAUGACUAGAAGAGAGAGAUUGUCAGCCACAAAAAAAAAGAGAGAACUUCGUUGAGCUAAACCCUAGCCCCGAGCCUCCGAGAAGAAAAGGGGAUUUAGUUACGUAUCUUCUUAGGGUUUUGCACCAGUACUCGAUCAUGGAUUAUUCUGAUGAUGAUGGCAUGCUCGAUAAUGAAUCAGGUGAAGAUAAUUUAUACAGUGACGACGCAGCCGACAGUAAUCCUCUAUUUGCCGAGGAAGAUAUGGACAAGGAUUGCACAUCUCAGCUAAGUUACGUAGUUCUUAACGAAGAAGACAUUCACAAGCAUCAAAGGACCGAUAUCGAACAAGUUUCUACUGUUCUCUCUAUAAGCCAAGUCGAAGCGAUCAUUUUGCUUCUUCACUACCAGUGGAGUCCUAGUAAAAUAGAAGAUGAAUGGUUCACCGAUGAAGAAAAAGUCCGUGAAAGCGCAGGUUUAUUGAAGGAGCCAGUUGUUGAUCUUAACGACAAAGUGAACAUUGAAUGUGGGAUUUGCUUUGAUUCAUUUCUUCAGAAGGAUAGUGCAACGGUUUCUUGUGGUCAUCCUUAUUGCAAGACUUGUUGGACCGGUUACAUCACUUCGAAAAUUAACGAUGGUCCGGGAUGUCUGACGGUUCAAUGUCCAGAGCCGUCUUGUUCUGCUGUGGUUGGUCAAGAUAUGAUCAAUAGUGUUAUAACCAAGGAAGAGGAUAAGGAGAAGUAUUACAAAUAUUUUCUUAAGUCUUAUAUCGAAUCGAGCCAGAAGAAGAUAAAAUGGUGCCCGUCACCUGGAUGCGAAUACGCUGUUGAUUUUGGAGGUGAGAGUGAAAAGUAUGAUGUUUCUUGUUUGUGUUCCUAUGAGUUUUGCUGGAAAUGCUGUGAAGAUGCUCACCGCCCUGUGGACUGCCACACAGUGGCGAAAUGGAUAUUCAAGAACAAUGAUGAAUCCGAGAACACGACUUGGAUACUUGCCAAUACAAAGCCUUGUCCUAGUUGCAAACGUCAGAUCGAGAAGAACCAAGGAUGCAACCAUAUGAGAUGCUCCAUUUGCAAACAUAGCUUCUGUUGGGCUUGUCUGGAUCCACUGAAUAAUCACAAGUCUUGCCACAACUUUAGGGGUGAGACUGAAGUUAAGCGAGAAAUGGCGAAAAAGGCAAUCGAUAGAUACAUGCAUUAUUACGAAAGAUGGGUGGGAAAUCAAUCUUCGAGGGUAAUGGCUAUGGCAGAUUUGAAGAAAUUGCAAUCGGUGCAGCUUGUGAAACUUAGUGUCAAACAUGGCAUACGGGAAACUCAGCUCCAAUUCACCGUAGAGGCAUGGCUUCAGAUCAUCGAGUGCAGAAGGGUCUUGAAAUGGACAUAUGCAUAUGGGUACUACCUUCCUGAGCAGGAAAGUACCAAGAAACGAUUUUUCGAGUAUUUACAAGGAGAAGCUGAAGUUGGUUUGGAGAGGCUACAUCAUUGUGCAGAGUUGGAGUUCAAAGAGCUCGUCAACGAAACUGAAUAUUUCUCUAAAAAAUUCGAAGAUUUCAGGAGGAAGUUAAUUGGUUUGACUAAAGUAACCAAAACAUAUUUCGAAAAUCUUGUGAAAGCUUUGGAGAAUGGUCUUGCUGAUGUGGAACCCAAUGAGACCAAAUCGGCAACAGACUCUAAUAAAAGACAAAAGUUGGUAUAAUGGUAUUAAAAAGAUCCAAGUGAUCACUGAGAUCUCUUGGUUCAAGUACUAUCUGUGUUUUAUGUUUUUUUUUUGUGGCAAGGAUGUAGAAUCUGUGACUUUUUAAACCUUAUUUCCUAAUAAUUAUUUAGCAUACUAGAAUUUGCACUCUUCUUUGACUUAUGAAGCCCUGAUCUUGCUUUGGCAAAAAUUUAGAGAACAGUAAAUUUGGUUUUCUUGCUCUAUCUGACGGUUUUGAUAGUUUCUCUCGGGUCUCUCUUUGGUUAUUGGAGCUUGAUGAAAGCUCUCUUCCAGAGUUUGAGAUAUCUUUUUCAAGCUAGCUCUCUCCUCCUCUCACUGAGGAGGCACCUCGAGGCUUCUCAAGUCCUCUUGCUCAGGUUUGGUCUAUGGUAAAUGUAAUUCCUCUGCGGACUUAAUUUUUCCGUCGGCCAUCCAUACAUAAUACUUGGGUCGGGUCGUUCCACCACUUUUUUUUUCUUAGCCUUUGAAACUCAUAUUAUAGAAUAACGUGCAAAGAAAAACAUGUUUUAUCAAGGUAAAUCAUUUUCAGUUCCAUUCUCUAUUUAGAUAAUAGAUUAGAAAUUCAAUGCAAGAUCACCGAAAAAAUUGUAGAAAACAAAAAAUGUGGAAUGCCUUUGUUUUUUAUAAAACCAAAUUCGGACCAUCUUCUAGUUAAACAAACCUGAUAAAACAAAAUUCAGAUAAUUGAUGAGAUGCAGAAGAAGAGAAUGAAGUCAAAAGCAACUGAUUCUAAAGAAGGAACGAGGAAGAAGAAUGAAUCUUAUGUGAAGGGCCUCCAUAUAAUUAGAGAUUUUGUCACUAAUUUUAAAGUCUCCAUACGAAUUAGAGGUUUAGGCACUAAACAAAAAAUUCCUUUUUUAACAUCAAUACAUCAUCAUAUACAGUGGCGUACUCAGGAAUCAGGAUCCUUUUAAACAUGGUUCAAAAUUUAAAUGGACUUUAAAUCCAGACAAAAAGAAGUAAAAUAGGCAGUAGAGUAGAGUCGAACCUGGUUUAAGGGAUCAGCCAUAGUAAGAUGUGUUGCUAGCUGAUCACCCUUCUAUACACAUACA